AUGCUAAUCGAUAUGGCCGUUGAGCGCCAGCGUCCACUCUUUCCGACUUUGAUAUACUCUACGACAGUGGCGGCUGCGUUCCUAGUUCCUGUUGCAACUGAGGGGGCAAGUGAUCAUAAUUCGAGCAGUAUUACGACUCCGGAUACUCCCAUCGUUACAACUCCUGGUACGGAUAAUCACUCCAAUGCUGAUAUUCACAUCAAUCCUGCAACUACAACUGUAGGCAACCCGUCUACUGGAGGAGUCUUGAUUGCCGACCCUCAGAUGCAACAUCACAACAGCCUAUCUCAAUAUCAUCCACUUAUGAGUGAGCAUCCAUCUUCCUCAUUCAUUUUCGGCCCCUUUUAUUUUAGUACUCUUUAA
Messenger RNA from Protopolystoma xenopodis, 363 nucleotides. Lineage: Eukaryota; Metazoa; Platyhelminthes; Monogenea; Polystomatidea; Polystomatidae. The record is from the annotation of a GenBank genome assembly.